Erinaceus europaeus (western European hedgehog) is the source of this 954-nucleotide messenger RNA. RefSeq names its product olfactory receptor 5V1. Lineage: Eukaryota; Metazoa; Chordata; Mammalia; Eulipotyphla; Erinaceidae. Gene Ontology annotation, molecular function: olfactory receptor activity; G protein-coupled receptor activity. The record is from RefSeq and is a predicted model, not a curated record. Bases 1 to 954 code for a protein of 317 amino acids. The transcript has a single exon. Gene Ontology annotation, cellular component: membrane. Gene Ontology annotation, biological process: G protein-coupled receptor signaling pathway.
AUGGAAGGAAAGAAUGAAACAGCUCUUACUGAAUUCAUCAUUUUGGGAUUCUCCAAUCUAAAUGGAUUUGAGUUCUUACUAUUCACUACUUUCUCUUUCAUUUAUAUUUGUACUCUGGGAGGAAAUAUAUUUAUUAUCUUGGUGACUAUGGCUGAUUCACAUUUACACACACCCAUGUAUUUCUUUCUAGGGAACUUGGCCCUUCUUGACAUCUGCUACACCACCACCAAUGUUCCCCAGAUGAUGGUGCAUCUCUUAUCAGAGAAGAAGAGCAUUUCCUAUGGGGGUUGUGUGGCUCAGCUUUUUGCUUUCAUUUUCUUUGUGGGAUCAGAGUGUUUCCUCCUGGCAGCAAUGGCAUAUGAUCGAUACAUUGCAAUCUGUAAGCCAUUAAGGUAUUCAGUUAUUAUGAAUAAGGCUCUGUAUAUGCAGUUAGCAGCUUCAAGCUGGACCGGUGGCUUUCUCAAUUCAGUGCUGCACACAGUACUGACCUUCCACUUGCCCUUCUGUGGUAACAAUCAGAUUAACUAUUUCUUCUGUGACAUUCCUCCUUUGCUGAUUUUGUCUUGUGGGGACACAUUUGUCAAUGAAUUGGCAUUGCUCCUCAUUGGCGUGUUCAUUGGUUGGACUCCUGUCCUGUGUAUUGUCCUUUCCUACUUUUACAUAAUCUCUACCAUCUUAAAGAUUCAUUCCAUGGAAGGGAGACGCAAAGCUUUUUCUACAUGUGCCUCUCACCUGACCAUUGUUCUUCUCUACUAUGGUAGCGCCAUUUUCACAUAUGUGAGACCAAUCUCAACUUACUCACUAGAGAAAGACAGACUUAUUUCAGUGUUGUAUAGUGUUGUCACCCCCAUGCUAAAUCCUAUCAUUUAUACCCUGAGGAAUAAGGACAUCAAGGAAGCUGUAAAAGCUAUCGGGAGAAAGUGGGGGCUAUCAGUUCCUUCUACUGACAUGUAA